CGAACCUCUGCACAAAGGGACCUGAAUUUAGGGAAAAAAAAGGACGACGGAAACCCAAACACCACACGCAAAUCAUGGCUUCAGGAUACGACAGAGCCCUUUCGGUGUUUAGUCCCGAUGGACACGUCUUCCAGGUCGAAUAUGCCGGCGAGGCUGUCAAGAGAGGUACCUGCGCGGUUGGUGUCAAGGGCAAGGAUGUGGUAGUCCUGGGCUGCGAGAAGCGCUCGGCCAUGAAACUCCAAGACACUCGCAUCACGCCCUCCAAGAUCGGUCUCCUCGAUACCCACGUGUGCCUCGCUUUCGCCGGCCUGAACGCAGACGCCCGCAUCCUGGUCGACAAGGCGCGGUUAGAAGCCCAGUCGCACCGCCUCAACCUCGAGGACCCUGUCACGGUCGAGUACAUCACCAAGUACGUCGCCGGCGUGCAGCAACGGUACACCCAGAGCGGUGGCGUCCGGCCUUUUGGUAUCAGCACCCUCAUUGUCGGUUUCGACAAGGGUAGCGACACGCCCAGGCUUUACCAGACCGAGCCGUCGGGUAUCUACUCGGCAUGGAAAGCCAACGCCAUCGGCCGGUCGAGCAAGACGGUCCGGGAGUUCUUGGAGCGCAAUUACAAGGAGGACAUGGACCGCGAGGCGACAGUGCGGCUAACGAUCAAGUCACUGCUCGAGGUGGUGCAGACGGGUGCUAAGAAUAUCGAGAUCGCCAUUAUGGCGCCCGGCAAGCCGAUCGAGAUGCUGCCGGUCGAGGACAUUGAGAACUACGUCAAGAACAUUGAGCAGGAGAAGCAGGAGGAGGCGGCCAAGAAGAAGACGGGCAGGACCCCUGGGACAGGCAGCGCCGCCAUAUUGACCCGGGGUACCCAGGGCGAGUCGAGUGAACAGUAGCGUGGAGGAUAGUGGAGGGCAACGACGACCAGGGAUGUCGGCUCCAGGAGAGGGUGGUGAUGAGAUUGACGGCACAAGGGGCCAUGAAAGCUGAAGCCUUCUUCUGUAAGACUAUACCAACGGAAUGCAUGCGAUCACGGCGAAAACACAAGGUGCCUCUGCGCCUGUCUCCAGGCUUCCCACUCUCUAUGGAAUUUAACUCCCCACGUUCCGGGUAUCUUGCUUAAAAAUCUCACGCUCAAAAGCACAUCGAUCACCAACCGCUCCUUCCUCCAGCUAGCUGUCUUGCCGGAAGUGCUCAACCCAGCUUAUCUGCGUCCCGAUCGGGGUCAAAGAUCGUAAUCUUGUCAGUGUGCUUCGGCUUGACCCUGUCAUCCUUGAUCAUCCGGCUGUCGAUGCGCACGUCCUCGCCUUCGACGCUGAUGGCCGGCUUGGGCGUCACGGCCUCCAGGACGAAGUGGUUGUCGCAGUGCGGGCAGUACUCGUCGGCCUCCUCAAACUCGGACGCGUCCUUGCGGAAGCACUUCUUGCACUUCUUGCAGGCAAACGUCAUCUCGAAGCGCUGGAGGAGCGGGUGCGACUCCUGUUCGGCGUGGCACUCGGGGCAGUCGAACCAUUUGCGGCAGCAUGGCGAGCGAAUCGAGACCUGGGCGUUGAGAAUGUGUUUACACAUUGUGACGGUCAGGCUAUCUUUCCAGAGCGAGUGUGUUGCCUUAUGAUGAUGGAAGAGAACUGUGCACACAAGAUCGUUG
This is a messenger RNA of Thermothelomyces thermophilus ATCC 42464, 1639 nucleotides long. RefSeq lists its product as uncharacterized. The record is from RefSeq and is a predicted model, not a curated record. Gene Ontology annotation, cellular component: proteasome core complex, alpha-subunit complex; proteasome core complex; nucleus. The coding region runs from base 75 to 887 and encodes 270 amino acids. Gene Ontology annotation, biological process: ubiquitin-dependent protein catabolic process. The transcript is spliced from 7 exons. NCBI's taxonomy places the organism in Eukaryota, Fungi, Ascomycota, Sordariomycetes, Sordariales, Chaetomiaceae.